Molecule: messenger RNA, 429 nt
Organism: Haemonchus placei
Lineage: Eukaryota; Metazoa; Nematoda; Chromadorea; Rhabditida; Trichostrongylidae
Source: the annotation of a GenBank genome assembly
AUGGGUCCUCUGUUUGUUGAAUUUUGGCAAACAUCAUUUUUUGUUUUGAAGGAAAAAGCCUGGAAGGCAGCGAAAGGAAUUAACGACGAUGCAUCAAACGAUGGUCCUUACCACAUGAUGCCAAUUAAGGUCCUCAAUGCCAAAACUCAAGUGGUAGCUGGAGUGAACCACAUUUUCGAAGUCUUGUUUGGUGAAUCGUCUUGCAAAAAAGGAGUGAGUUUAUUGUGGCUGAUCACUCAGCGUUCUGGUUCCCUUCAACAAUCUAGCUCUACUAAAAUUUCUACGAUCUGUCUGCAGCUGAGCUGUCAGCAGCGAAUUGCACGCCCCGAGAAGAUUUAUCAGGUCUCAUUGUGGGAGAAACCAUGGCAAAACUUUGAGCAGUUCAACGUGAAGAAACUGAGAACUCUCGCUGAAGGAGAGCAGAUCUAA